AUUCAUAUCUUUGCUCUAUUCAUGGUAGGCUAUGGAAACUUUACUGGAGACGCUCAGGAAGGAGGAAAAAGUGACUGAUCCCUUCAUCGUCAUGCAAGUUAUGAGAUGCUAUUUACAUGCUGGAGACCUUGAUCGUGGUCUUCAAACUUUUGAAGAGUACAUGAAUGCAGGGAGGAAUCCCUUGCCAGAACUAUAUGUGACAUUUAUAGAGGGCGCCAUGGUUGGUCAUACUCCAAGGGGAAUGGAACUUGCUCAAGACAUGCUGGUAAAAAUGAAUUCCAGAAACUUUUUCCUGAACUUUAAACAGGGAAGUGAUCUCCUCCUUGUAGCUGCGCGUGAGAAGACUGGUGGAUAUACAAAUGCAAAUUUUAUAUGGGACUUGAUGCAGGCUCGGAAAAUAACUCCCUCUCUUCCUGCAGUGGAAGCAUACUACAAUGGUCUAAAGGAUCGUGAGAUUCCUGAAGACGAUCCAAGAUUGUUAGUAGUUGCUCGCACGUAUGAUAAUCUGCGUUCAAGAGUACGUACUUAAUUCAAAUGUGUCAUCCACAGUAAUGCUGUUGUCCAGCCAUUUGGAAGGCAUAAAAGGAAAUAUCAUCUGUGCUGCUGAUGAUGAAUGUCUGAGAAUUUUUUUUUUUAGUUGACGUUAAUUGUUAAGUUAAAUGUUUUUACAUGGUAAACCAUGUUUUCUAUAUGUUAAGCAAACUUUGUUUCCAUUUAUUGCAUAUUUUAACAAUAAAGAGAUUUCAAGACU
Messenger RNA from Rubroshorea leprosula, 751 nucleotides. The record is from the annotation of a GenBank genome assembly. Lineage: Eukaryota; Viridiplantae; Streptophyta; Magnoliopsida; Malvales; Dipterocarpaceae.